AUGAGCAAAGAAACUGGAAAAAUGGCGGAAGAGCCACCUGGCUCCAGCUCCUCCGCAAAACCGGUGACGUCAUCCAAAAAACCACCGCCGAAUGACGUCACGACGACUACAAAUACUACAAAGACUACAAACUCGAACCAACAAGAAGACAUGUAUCUGAAUGGAAAUAACCCGUAUUAUGGAGGAUUCUACGCGAAUAAUCGAUAUCUGUUCCCCUCAACAUCUUCACAAGCGACGUGCAUUGGCACGUCUUCAGAAGACAGUCCGCCACCACCACCACCAUCAGCAAAUGGAUCUAUUCAUCGAAAGCAUCAUCAGAAUGCGAACCAUCAUCAAAACUCGCGGCACGCGAUCAGUGAUACGGUGGCGGUGGCCGGCGACGAUUUGAGUAAUGUGCCGGCGGCGGUUGUUAUACAAUUAGAAAAAGCGAAUCGAACAAUCGCAUCUCAAACUCUCGAAAUCGAACGUCUAAAAUCAUAUCAAAACCAGAAUCUGGAAACCCAUCUCCUCAAGAAACAAAUCCACGAUCUCGAAAAAGAGGUCAGAAGUGGGCGGAGUCGAUUUUUGGAGCAACAAGAGCUUUUGGCGGAAAUGUCCCGGGAAAUGGACAUUUUGCUGCGAGAAAAGCUCGAAAUGCAGCGGAAUUCUCAGGAACUCGAGAAAAAGUACAAAAAAGCAAAGUUUGCGAGCCGCGAGCUUGCGAAAAUCCUAGAAAAUGACCUGUGCGGCACACCGACCACCUCAAAUCUCAAAAAUUUCGAGUCAGACGACGAGUUUUUUGAGGAAAAAUCUCUAUUUGAGAAGUCGCGAGCACUCUCCAGACAACAAAUUCCCAAUGAUUUGUUGGAAAAAACGCGGAAAAUCGAUUUUUCCGAAGCUAAAAAUGCUAAAAAUCAAGAUCUAAUCGAUAAGCUCAUUGACGAAAACGAAAAUCUUCAAAUUUCCCUGAAUCGAGAGCAAAAAAUGACGUCAUCACUGCAAGAUGACCUGGAAAAGAGCCGACGGAUGGUUAUUGAUCGGGAUGAGCACAUUGAGGAGCUUAAGAUGAAACUUGGGAAGGCUGAAACGAAAGCUUCUCAGUGUGAGUCGGAUCUGACUCAGACGAGCUCGGAUUUGGCGAUGGAACGGUUGAGAUGUGAAGUGCUGACUGGGGAGCUUCACGAAAUUGAUGGGAUUUUUAGAAAUACCCAAUCCACGAUUCAAGCCUAUGCCGACGAUAAUGAUAGGCUUGAAGAUCAAUGUCGACAGGCUCAGCGGACCAUUUUGACGUUAAAUUCAAAAUUGUGAGUUUUUUUUUUGAAAAAAAUUUCGAAAAAUUUUCAAAAAAAAAAUUCCAAAAAUUUUUUUUUUUUCCAAAAAAUUGUUCUCAUUCAGAAAUGACUGUCCUCUGUGCUGUCCGUGUGAGUUUUAUAUGUGUUCGUAGACAAAAUAGAUGAGCUUUACUAAUUCCAUAAUAGCUGCGCCAAAAAAUCAACACCCCACAAAAUUAUCGAUUUUUUCUUGCAGAGAGGCUCAAGGCAUCGAUCUCGUCACCACAAAACGCACGUUACGGGCUCUUCGCGAGACCAAUGAAGCAAGAUCUGGACCAUUUUAAUGGUUUUUCUCGAAGAAAAAUCAAUCGAUAAUCAAUUCCCUGAUCUCUUUCAAUUUUGUUCUUGUGCUCAUUUUAUCGAUUUUUUUGGAUAAAAAUCGAUAUUUCCUUGGAAUAUCAAUCGUUUUUGAGUGAAAAAUAAAUUAUUCUGUUUUUUU
This is a messenger RNA of Caenorhabditis elegans, 1749 nucleotides long. RefSeq lists its product as uncharacterized. The transcript is spliced from 5 exons. The record is from RefSeq and is marked reviewed. Lineage: Eukaryota; Metazoa; Nematoda; Chromadorea; Rhabditida; Rhabditidae. The coding region runs from base 1 to 1287 and encodes 428 amino acids.